This is a messenger RNA of Ostrea edulis (European flat oyster), 2500 nucleotides long. RefSeq names its product toll-like receptor 4. Gene Ontology annotation, molecular function: protein binding. Lineage: Eukaryota; Metazoa; Mollusca; Bivalvia; Ostreida; Ostreidae. The coding region runs from base 299 to 2101 and encodes 600 amino acids. The record is from RefSeq and is a predicted model, not a curated record. The transcript has 2 exons.
UGGUCUAAGGGUUCUUAAGAAGAAGACUUUGAAAAGGCCUCAUCCUAUUUUUGCAUUUUGUGAUUGUCUCCCCAAUAAAGAGAAUAUGGUCCUUCAUUUGAACAAACUUGAGAGCGCUUCACUCAAGGAUGCUUUUUCUUAAGUUUGGUUGAAAUUGGCGCAGUGGUUCUGGAAAAAAAGUCAAAGAUGUAAAGAUUACAGACAGCCAGACGGGCAGACGACGGAGAACAGACGACCAUAAAAGCAUACUUAAGCUUUCAGCUCAGAGCACGAUACCCGGACUAUCCUGUCAAGGACCAUGUAUUUGAAUGUAGGAACAUUCUACUUUGUUUUUUCGGUAUGUUUGCGACAAUCGACAGCAUUUCACUGCUCUUCUGAGCCAAAGUGUCGAUGUUACUAUGAUAAAGGGAUGGUGGUUGCUGGAUGCAGUGGACUUGGGCUAUUGCACGCUCCAAGAUUCAAUGAAAGUGUUCAAAGUAUCGAUCUAAGCACUAACCGUCUCUCAGAAAUACCUGCAGAUAUGCCUUCAAACAUCGUUUCCCUCAACAUUGCCGAGAACAAAAUCAUAGAUCCUAAAAAAGAAGUUCUUUCAAGAUACAAACAUUUGCGAUGGUUGGAUAUCGGAAGGAAUUGUUUAUGGCAAAGACAUAAAACAUGGCCUUCUCUGUUUUUUGAAAACCUGACGCAACUGGAAACAUUACACAUAAAAGAUGAUUGUAGUUCAAUUAAUUUUGCGGAUAUGAAAUACUCAAACAAGUGCUUUUAUGGAUUAUCGUCUUUAAGAUACAUUGAAUUAAAUGGGCUACGUACUGGUAACUUUGGGGAUGCGUUUGAUAAAAAUAUGUCUAUUCAAAUUCUUGUCUUGUCAGGAUACGAGUAUUGUCAUAUUCAGGACAUCAGAACAUACACCUUCAACGUUUUCAAAAAGUUGACAAAUUUGUCAUUGCAUCAGUGUGUACUUACGAAUAUCGAGAAGGGGGCUUUUGCACUCAUGAAUGAUCUCGUUCACCUGGACAUAUCAAGCAACAAAAACCUUCAUUUAUCCGUGUUACCAAAUAUCACUUACGAUCUUCGAGAUUCGAAACUAAAGACUCUCAUCGCAGAUAGCCUUCAGUGCUAUGGUGGACUAUCACUUAUUUUAACUGUAAAACACAUAGAGAACCUCGAAAAUACUUCUUUGAAAAAACUUUCGUUAGCAGGAAACAGAAUUGCCAUAAUUGAUAAAGAUAUUAUGAAAUAUUUACCAAAAUCAUUGACAAAUAUAAACAUCGGAGACAACAUGCUGCAGUUUGGAUCCUACAUUUUUCAAGGUUCAUUUCUUCCAAAUUUAGAAAGGCUUGAUGUUGAAUAUACCGGAAGUUAUAGACCGGGAUUCCAUAUAGGCUGUAACACGUGUUCUAACUCCUGUUGUACCAAGACAGCAAUUGUCAACGUUUCUAACGCUAUCAUAAAUGACACACCGAAGCCAUAUUUUACAAUACGACUGCCCCCGAAAUUAAAAAUUCUAAAUAUUGCCAAUCAGAGAAUUGACCACCCUGUUUUAGAGUUUGGGUUCUUCCCACAAAACUCUUUAACACAUCUGUAUGCCCAAGGGAAUUUCUUCUAUUCUAUACAUCAUAUAACCGGAAUUAAGAAUUUGGAAUACAUUGAUUUAUCGAAUAACUUCUGUUCCAGUAUAACCAAUCAAUCUUUACAAAAUAUGAGCAGUUUAUUAUUUCUCAAUUUGUCUACAAAUCUUCUAGGAAAAGAAUUGAGAAGUCAAAAUGUAAAUGAUAUGCUUCAUUUUCCUCCCCAUCUGAGAGUACUUGAUCUCUCGUAUAACUGGAUAACGACCUUAGCCCUUGACUUGUUCACUGUCAGUAGAGAUCUUGAGUCCUUAAACUUGAGUAAUAAUGAGAUAGAAUCCGUGUCAUUUGAUUUGUCUUCUUCUUUAAAAUUGCGUGAAAUAGAUCUCUCCUUUAAUAAAAUCGUUAAGUUGGAUUCCGCAUCGAUGAAAAAUUUAGAUUCUCCAAGAAAGACCCGUUUGAGUAUCAAUCUGGCAAAGAAUCCUUUGGUAUGCACUUGUCAAAGCCUAGGAUUCCUGGAAUGGAUAAAAGAGUAAUUAAAUAAACACUUCCUAGAUCUAGAUAAAUACACGUGUUCAUUUAGCAACAACACAAAGACUACCUUGGGUGAUUUGGAUCAAGUGAUAUCUACAUUAAAACGCGAAUGUAAAUCCUAUACAACAUUAGUUGUCGCUGUAACUGUUAUUUUACUUGUAACAAUAGUUUGUUUUUCACUUGCUAUUAUGUAUAGAUAUAGAUGGAAACUACGAUAUUUAUAUUACGCAGGGAAGCGAACUUCCAAAGGAUACUCAAAGAUAUUAGAGGAAGGAAGGGAAUACCAUUUUGACGCCUUUAUUUCAUAAGCGGAGAACGAAAGACAAAUCUUAAUUCCAAAUCUAUUGAAAGUGGAGAAGGAAAAUACUUUCAAAUUUUGUAUUCACAGCCGCGACUUUAUG